UGUGCGCGCAAGGUAAUGUGAUGUGAGGACGUUGUGUCUCCGACUGUCAUACAGCGGUGAAAAGCUCGGGGCGUGUGUGAGCAAUGCGCAGCAGCAGCCACGGCCAAUCUUAUAGUUAGUCAACGACCAUGACGUGCCGGGGCUCCUCGACGCGGGCAGGAUGUUUGCCAAUACCGACAACAACCGCCAAUGUUCAAGAGACAAAAUAAUUAUGCUGUGGCGCUUCCUGUAGCCAUAUCUUGGAUAUAAACACCGACCCACGUGGAACAAGUGGACUGAGGCAACAAAAGGCACAUUCUGCAGAGAAGCAGCGAUGGAGGAGCAGGAGAAACUCAACAGCACUGGUAGCAGUGAGGGAGAGAGCGUAUCUCCGUCUGGCAGCAUGCCCUCGCCGCCCAUACUUCCUCUACAGGUCGCCCAACAGGCCCACAGAACAACUAACUUUUUCAUUGAUAAUAUUUUGCGACCGGAUUUCGGCUGCAAGAAGGAGCACGGCCUUUGCCCCCGGGAGAGGGCGCAGACAUCCGGCCGGGAGCGCGUCCACCCGGUGAUCAGCAGGCCGAGCCUCCCCGGGACGCCGUGCCAGGACUCCAACUGCAGCAGUGACAGCUCCUCGUCCUCCGCCUCCUCGGCAGCUUCGUUGCCGAGUCCCAACAAGAACAAAGAAAGCGGCGGAGGAGCCACUGCAGCCGACGUCUCCACCGGCAGCGGCGGCGACGUAAAAGACGGAGAGAGGACUGUUGGCGGGACAGUGGAGGACAGUUCUCCUUCUUCGCUGGUGGUACUGAAAGACGCCGGGGCGUCCACACCGGAGGCCCAGCCGCUGCUCUGGCCUGCCUGGGUCUACUGCACCCGGUACUCGGAUAGGCCCUCAUCUGCAGGCCCAAGGACACGGAAACUGAAAAAGUCGAAAAGCAGUAAAGAGGACAAGCGGCCCCGCACAGCCUUCACCGCCGAGCAGCUGCAGAGACUAAAGACGGAGUUCCAGGUGAACCGCUACAUCACCGAGCAGAGGCGGCAGUCCCUGGCCCACGAGCUCAACCUCAACGAGUCCCAGAUCAAAAUCUGGUUUCAGAACAAGCGGGCCAAGAUCAAGAAAGCCAGCGGCUUCAAGAACGGGCUGGCGCUGCAGCUGAUGGCGCAGGGACUGUACAACCACUCCACCACCACCAUCCAGGAAGACAAGGAGGACAGCGACUGAAUUCUUUACGCUCGCCCCUCGUAGUUACGAGACUGCGCGCUUUUCACUUCUCUCCUCCGUCCGCUGUACAUUGUAAAUAUAAAUCUAAUUUAAGAGGAGGAGGAGGAGGAAAGGGGAGAGGGAGCUGAUCAGCAGCAGCUGCAGCAGGCUGCACACUCCUGGACUGACUUGUCACCGCAAAACCAAAGAUUUUACUGAAAAUAGAUCCUGGACAGUUUCAGAGACAAUAAAGGAAAAAUAAAGGUACCGCGCACAGCGGCCCUCCACCAGACACGACGCACGACACCGCGCGAACCGUCCUCAAAGAGCCGUAAUAAUCCCAUCAAAGCCAAUUUUGCAGGAGACGCCACAGACAGUUGAAGUGCCAAAACUGCAUAGAAAUACUAAUAAUGUCACGACUUUAGUUUCCAAUGUGUGUUUGUGUUUUUUUAAAAGUAGAGAUUUGAUCAAUUAAAAUUGAGUUUGCGUAUA
This is a messenger RNA of Mugil cephalus (flathead mullet), 1672 nucleotides long. RefSeq names its product homeobox protein engrailed-1-like. Lineage: Eukaryota; Metazoa; Chordata; Actinopteri; Mugiliformes; Mugilidae. Gene Ontology annotation, molecular function: DNA-binding transcription factor activity, RNA polymerase II-specific; RNA polymerase II cis-regulatory region sequence-specific DNA binding. The record is from RefSeq and is a predicted model, not a curated record. Gene Ontology annotation, biological process: regulation of transcription by RNA polymerase II; neuron differentiation; multicellular organism development. Gene Ontology annotation, cellular component: nucleus. The transcript is spliced from 2 exons. The coding region runs from base 314 to 1201 and encodes 295 amino acids.